Molecule: messenger RNA, 3200 nt
Organism: Carassius gibelio (silver crucian carp)
Lineage: Eukaryota; Metazoa; Chordata; Actinopteri; Cypriniformes; Cyprinidae
Product: melanin-concentrating hormone receptor 2-like
Exons: 5
Coding region: 91-1242 (383 amino acids)
Biological process (GO): neuropeptide signaling pathway
Cellular component (GO): membrane; neuron projection
Molecular function (GO): G protein-coupled receptor activity; neuropeptide binding
Source: RefSeq, a predicted model, not a curated record
GAUGUCGAGUUGGAGUGAGCGGGACUGGAAACAGAGCUGCGUACGUGCGCGCGCUGGUGAGAGUGGAGACGCCAGUGCUCGCGGUGUGGUAUGUUGAGGAUGCUGAAACCUACAAGGACUUUUCAUGAAUUGACAAGUACGUGUGCUGUUACCGCAUUUUAUCGCAUUCUCGUCGGUUUAACGCAAAUGAUGAACGCCAUGGUGGAGUUGGAACCUGUUGUUUGGAACUUUACGCUCAAAUUAGACAACAUCACGCGUGCUAAUGAGACAGUAGCAGGAUACCCGGCUGAUGAGUAUUAUAACAUUGUUCACGUCACGGAAACCAAAAUUCUUCCUGCAUUUAUUGGAUUUUUGUGUUCCACUGGGCUUGUUGGAAAUAUUCUUGUUUUGGUGACUAUUUUAAGGUCUGCCAAAAAGACAGUGCCAGAUGUGUAUGUGGGGAAUUUGGCUGUGGCCGACCUGGUCCACGUGACGGUCAUGCCGUUCCUGAUUCACCAGUGGGCGCGUGGAGGGCACUGGGUGUUUGGCAGCACGCUCUGCACCAUCAUCACUUCUCUUGAUAACUGCAACCAGGUGGCGUGCGCUGCAGUCAUGACCGCUAUGAGUCUGGACAGAUACCUGGCCCUUGUUCAUCCAUUUCGCCUACUGAGUCUGAGGACCAGAUCCAGGACAAUCCGCAUUAACCUGUUUGUGUGGGCGGCCUCUUUCAUCAUGGUUCUACCUGCCUGGGUUCAUGCCAAAGUGAUCCGCUUCAGGGACGGGCUGGAAAGCUGUUCCCUUAACCUGGUCUCUCCCAAAGAAGUGCUCUGGUAUACACUCUACCAGACUGUGACCUCCUUCUUUCUGCCAUUACCUCUCAUUCUCAUCUGCUAUAUGCUGAUUCUCUGCUACACCUGGAGAAUGUAUCGCAAGAACAAAAAGGCUCACAGGUAUAACACCAGCCUGCCUCGAGAGCGUGUGGUCCGCCUCACUAAAAUGGUCCUGGUUCUUGUAGCCGUUUUCCUGGUCAGUGUUGGGCCAUACCACAUCCUGCAGCUGGUUAAUCUGAGCAUACCUCGCCCCUCCUUAGCGUACCACACCUGCUACUACCUGUCUGUGUGCCUGAGCUACGCCGCCAGCAGCAUUAACCCCUUCAUAUACAUUCUGCUGAGCGGACACUUCCGCCACAGGCUGGUCUGUCGAGAUACACCCAGCAUGCCAAGUGUGGAACGGGAAAUCCAGGCCCCUCGCUCCAGUUUUUAAGCUGAAUUCACACUGAAACGCACAUAGCACUGCAAUGAACGAAUCAUUGCACAAGCCUUUGUUGGUCUUAGGCAAAGCACGACUGUUUUGGAGAAAGAUUCCUGUUCUUUGUUUUUCAUUUCUAAUUGUUUUAAAGUAUUUCAUAAAGAGCACAGAUUGUUUUAUAUGUGCAUGUAUUGCACCUUUUUUUCCACUAAGUGUUGUAAAUGUUUUGUUAUUUAUAGGUUAAUGUGGUGUUUUGGCUCCCUCUACUGUUUAGGUUUAGUAAUUCACUCUAGCAUGUGUACUGUGCAUUACUUCAAUUGAUAAGGGUUGAGCAAAAAUCUCUACUCUGUCCAUAAGGCCUAUUAAUCGUAAAAAAAAUUUUAAACAAGGCUUUGUCGAGCUAACAUUCAAAGUUUGUUCUUACAAACUUCACUUUUCUAAUUAAAAACUACAUUUGCAUUUAUUUUAGUCUUGACUUUUCAAUGACGUUUAUUACAAUUCUAUUUCCUAACAAUUUAAAUUUGAAUUGCAAUUAUGCGAUUCAAAUUGUGAGACUCAAAUGGCAUUCUCAGUUGAAAAGGCAUGUUCAAUUCUAUUCUGAUUGGCACACAACUCUGCCUUUAAUUGAAAUUGAAUGAAUGUUUGGGGCAUUUGGCAGUUUCAGACUGCAUUAAUUUGUGGUCUGCAGCAUUUAACACUGGAGGAAAUUAAAUAUAAUGAUAAUAAUAAAUAGCAACUGUGUUCAGGGCACAGAAAUAGAUCUCACUGUGAAUUUGUACUAUAAGUAUCUUUUUUUAUGCUUGAUUGUAUGUGACAUCUGAAAAUGUGAUAUGUUAUUAUCUUGUGAAUGUUAUAUUGUAUUAUCAACAGAUUUUAAAGGAAAAUUCAUCAUACCAGCAAAUGUAUUUAAAGGUUGUUUUGUACUGUACAGUAUGUAUUGAGGCAUUUGAGCAUGUUUUCGGUCAUCUUAUGUGAGUAAAUCACCAUUAUUACACUCAAGAGAAAUCAAUAUUGUUCGGGCAAAAAAAAAUAAAAAAAAAUGCUGUCAUGCAGAAAUCCUUUAAGGGCAUUUUGGGAUUGUCUGGUGUGUACUGAACAUGAUGAAGUGGCUGGCAGCUCUGAAGAGUAAGGUCAUUGACCAGGCGGGCAGAGAUGCAGGGAUAUGUUUGCAGCCCAGCUCCCAGAGUGGAAUCAAUUCUCUGACCAGACCAGAGACAGACAGGGAUUGUGUCUGACCUAAAGCAUGCCUGGUGGCAAUGGCUGGAAACUAACCCCAAUGCUCUGUUUCUCUGUGUCUCAAUUAUGCCUUUUAUGGCCUAGUUAACCAGCCAGAGGCAAAAUACCAACUGGUGUGUUCAAAUACUUGUCAAUAUUAGUGUUUCAGUGUUACAAUAGUUGCAUUUCAAUAAUACUAUUCAGUACAAUAACAUACAAACUGUUGUGCUAUUGGCUUUGUCAAUGAUUCCAGUGCAGCAAUAAAGAUUCUGCCUGGGCAGAAAGGUUCAUACAGUAACUCACAUUGUGUAUGUUCCCCAUUCCAUCAGUUUUCUCUUUCUUAGUGUUCAUCAUUCUGGUCUGUGAGUGAGGUGACUGACUACUGCUGCUGCUGCUAAUCUGACAUUGUUUGACCUUGUUUGUGACUUGCUUCAUAUGGCAUUGACCUUGUUACUUCCACCUCAGCAGUUUGGCUGCCUGUUUGUGCCUGUUUUUCACACACACCAGCUUUUGUUUUUUAUGUUUAUUUUAUUUUUGAAAGAUGUAUUGCAUUGUAAAUAAUAUUAAAUGUUUAUUAAGAGUAUUUUCCUUUUUUGGUAAAUUUGCGAAUAUGUUUACUGUACUGCUGAUUUUCCUUCAAAUAUCUAUUAGUAGUAGGAUUGAUAGAAGAUUUACGCUGUUUUCCCGCAUAUUACUGAGCAUGCAUUUGUUUUUCACCAGUAGAGGGCACGUGCUGACAAUUUUCCCAGCACACAAAG